AUGGUAAAGGUAAAUAAGUGUCCUACAGCACAAUAUGUUGGUUCAGCAGGUGAUGGUUGUGUGUUGCAAUAUAUAUCUCUAGUGAGAUGUAUCCAGCAGUCGAAGUUCAAGUCUGAAAAAAUCUUUAUCGACUCCUCAACUGGGAAGCAGCAAGAGUUUCCCUGUAUAACUGAAGCACCAACAAAAUCUCUGUCAGUUAUUGUACCAGCUUACAAUGAGGAAGAGAGAUUACCAGUGAUGAUGGAGGAGUGUAUGGGGUACUUGGAGGAGAGGGCAGAACAAGAUAGUUCCUUCACCUAUGAGGUGAUCAUUGUGGAUGAUGGCAGUAAAGACAAGACAACAGAAGUUGGAAUGGGCUACAACAAGAAGUAUGGUUGUGAUAAAGGAAUUCUCACUCUGGCAAAGAAAAAGGGUGGCGCUGUCAGAAUGGGGAUGCUCCGCUCUCGUGGACAACUACUACUCUUUGCUGAUGCCGAUGGUGCUACUACAUUCUCAGAGUAUAGUAAGGUGGAGGCCAGUUUAAAAGAUCUUUGCACUGGGGAGAGUGAUCUGAGUGAAGCCCUUGCAAUAUCAUGUGGAUCCCGUGCCCAUCUUGAGGAAGAGUCAGUUGCCACACGUUCAACCUUUCGCCUUGUUGAUGUAUGGUUUCCUACCUUGGUGUGGCUGUUUGCUGUGCGUGGUAUUCGAGACACACAGUGUGGAUUCAAGCUCUUAACACGAAGGACUUCUCGCAUCCUUUUUAACAGUUUGCAUGUAGAGAGAUGGGCAUUUGAUGUGGAAAUGCUGCAUUUGGCUCAGUCUCUUGGAAUCCCCAUUGAUGAAGUUGCUGUUGAAUGGAAUGAAAUUGAUGGGACCAAGAUGACACCAGUGCUGAGUUGGAUAGAGAUGGGUGUUGAUCUGCUCAUUAUCUGGCUGAGGUACACUUUAGGAGCUUGGAGAAUAAAAGGAGAUAUGAAGUCUAAGUGAAACUAAUUAUAUAAAGUGCCAGUGCAGGACAGUACUAUAAUUACUGUACUGUAUACUUAUAGAUUAGUUGGUUGUGGUUACCAUUAGAAGUGUCACCAUGGGAGGCAGAAAUGCUCUCACUUGGGGGUGGUUCUUGUCUGGGACCAUACACUAGUUACAGUGCUGCUGUCAUGGUGGUCUGCAGUUAUGAGUGCUGCUUCCUCUUGUGGUUUUGUGUUUUCACUUUCUAUUUUUUUUAUUUCUCCCUAUCAAAUUGCUUUCUGUGAGUAUAUUUUUUUCAGUUAAUGUUUUGGCUAAUCUAUCCAAGCGUGGAAAAUGGCCAUAAAACAUUGAUGUUGUUCAAGUUCCUUCGUACAGUACAUGCAGGUGGUAAUUACUGCUCCUUGCAUGUUACAACCAGAUCAGUAAGAAUUCUUUUUCAAUAUAUAUACCGUAUAUAGUGAAACCUUGUUAAUUUAUUGUAAUUAUGGAGAGAGGUGAUCCGGAUUAGUAAAAUAUCGUAACUUUCAAAGCACAAAGGCCUACCGUAUAGAAAUAAAUGAUAAAUUAACAGAUGUAAUGAAGAAAACACAAUAAUAACAUGUGAAGCACAAAUACAGGUGAUUACUUAUUUAAAUAUGUGAUUAUCCUUAAUUCCAAAGGGCUCCUGAAGCAGUGAAGGUAGGAAGUAAAGGGGCAGUUGUUUGAACACUUAUACUGUACAUACACUACUAAAUCAUUUAUAGUACAGUACAUUACACUAAUUUUGAGUUAAUAUCUGAAAGAUCUGCACUAAACACUUAUAGUUCUUCAUCGGAUUGUAAAAUCUGUUCAGCUGGUUCAGGAGAAGGUGAAGUAAUAGCACUGAGAUUUGACACACCACUAACACUUGAACCAGAAUGGAAAAUCAGGAAUGAACACCUUGCUCACCUCGUGAUCAGGAUUGCCGACCUCUGGAUCAUUUAUCUGGAUUAACGAGGUUUCACUUACAUAUGUACAGUAUACUGAAUCUUUACUGUAUCCUACAUUUCAAGGUGUUGCUGGUAAUUUCAUUAAAUAUUUGGUAAAGGUUUUGCUUGGGACUAUCUAUACCUUGAUUAUUGUGUAAUCGCUGAGGAACAAUGACCAUUUUUCCAGUGUAGCAUUAUUUCCUUUUAGUUCAGGAUUAUUUGCAUGGUAUUGAUAAUUGUGUAAUGCUAUUAAAUGUUUAUCCUAUUAAAAUCUUUGUUUAUGGAAUGUGAAAAUACCGAGAUAUAAAAUUGCUUACAGAUGUCACCAGGAACACUAGGAAAUGUUCUGCUACAACUGCCUAAGUUUACACUGAAAAAUUUAAAUAUUUUAUUUUAAAUUCAGGAAUCUUUACACAGCACUCUAUUUUAAGAAUACUUAUUCUUUUGCUGCAUUUAACCUAUUUUUAACUGCUGGACAAACAAUUUAUGGAUGAUUAUGUAGUUUUAUAUAAGCACUGUGCUGUAUACGCAGUUAGAAGCACACUGUACAAUACUGUGCUAUGAAUAUUUUUUCUUAAAGAAAAUAUAAUUAAUUUUAAGUAUACUGUAUUACUUAAGCCUCUCUGUCACGAGCUACAUAUUUUACCUUCUGGUCACCCAGCCAGAGGUCAUGUUGAGGUGAGGUGGCCAGCAGCCUGUGUAGGAUCCUUCUAUACAGUACUUAACAUAAUAUGCUUACAGUAGAACUAAGUUAUUUUACCAAAUUUAUCAUAGAGUAACUCGUGCAAAGAAAUUGAAAAUAACAUAUUUUCUAUAAUCAAUAACUGUUAAAAAUACUAAAUAUAGUUUUUCACUGAAAGAAAAAAAAACUUCCUUUGAUUAGUGUUACAAUAUUGUAUUAUUCUCUUAAGAUGCUGUAUACAGUAUUAUGAUACUUUGGAAAAUACUGUUGUUUGAAUUUGUAUUAAUAAUGGGAUAUAAUAUAUACAGGUACAGUUGUUAAUUGAUCAGUUUUUAAAGGUUUUAGAACUUGAAUAAUGUUACUAUAUAUGCAAGAGGAACCAACCAUAUUCUCAAAUUAUAAAAUAACAAUAAGUCUUUCUGCCAUGUAACCUACACAGUGGUGUACAGUAUAUACAUGUUGCUAAAAGGAUCAUAAUCACAUUACACUUCAAGAACAAAGUACUAAUCUGUACACUGUUUAUUCGUAUAUCACAAAAGCAACUACAUUUCUACAUUGGUUCAUUUGUUUGUUAACUUGGUCACUACUUUUGAUUUUCUGUUUAAGUUGAAUGAUGAAAAUUAGAAUAUUUAUGGUUACGAGUUAAUUUAGUUGCAAUGAUUAGAGUAAUAUUGGAUGAUUCUCUUAAAUUAAUCUUGUGUUUUUUCAUAAUUAUGUAUGGCUUAUGUUGUACAGUAAAUACUGAAUCAAUUAUGAAGUGCGAAAUUUUGUUAGGACGAAAAGUGAUGUGAUGUAAAGUAGGGUCAAUGUGUUAGGUCUAUUAUCAUUCAAAAACACAUGUAUUGAAUUCCCUCAAGUUUGUAGCUCAGUGAACUAAAACUAGAUCAAAUUACGUACACACAAAGCAUUGUUAGUUUAUAAUGAGAGUUUAAAGUUUGUGAUGCAGCAACGUACUGUUAUAUGAUACAGUUUAUCUAACUGUACAGUAUAUGAAUUUUUAUGCAUCCUUGACUUUCAUUUUGUAACUUUUUGAAAACUACUAGUAUUCUUGUAUGAAGUGAAAAUGAUUCAGUAAAUAUAUAUUUGCCAAUGUACCGGUAUUGUAAGUUUCACAUUCAUUAGGCAUGUUUCUUUCUUGUUGCUGUCAAGUGCCUCACUUUGCUGGUACAAUACCUGGUUUUAAUUGUAUAUUUUAUUGUUUUCUAUCUUUUCAUUGCCAUUAUUGAACUGGACAUCUUUUAUAGUUAAAAUAUUGUAGUGUUCCCUGCCAGUGAAAGUACAGUAAUGGAACUUAUGUAUAUUUGUCCAUUGUUCCACCUGAAUUUGUCCAUAAACAGCAUCAGUGUUAA
Molecule: messenger RNA, 3926 nt
Organism: Homarus americanus (American lobster)
Lineage: Eukaryota; Metazoa; Arthropoda; Malacostraca; Decapoda; Nephropidae
Gene: wol
Product: dolichyl-phosphate beta-glucosyltransferase-like
Cellular component (GO): endoplasmic reticulum membrane
Source: RefSeq, a predicted model, not a curated record